AUGAGCCAGUCGCGAGUGAGGGGUCUCCAUCUUAACGCUAUAGAGGUGGCCACUGCCUCUUCUGCUCAAGGGAAUGACAAGAUUUUGUUGACAAGGCGGAGGAGACCAGCCUCGAGGGGUCUCCAAGAUCUCCCUAAUAAUUAUCCUAUGGAACGUUCAUGGGCUUGGCAACCAAUGAACGUUCCUACUAUGAAGAUCUUUCUUCGGAAUUUUCUUUAG
This is a messenger RNA of Prunus armeniaca (apricot), 219 nucleotides long. NCBI's taxonomy places the organism in Eukaryota, Viridiplantae, Streptophyta, Magnoliopsida, Rosales, Rosaceae. The record is from the annotation of a GenBank genome assembly.